Messenger RNA from Cordyceps militaris CM01, 177 nucleotides. RefSeq lists its product as uncharacterized. NCBI's taxonomy places the organism in Eukaryota, Fungi, Ascomycota, Sordariomycetes, Hypocreales, Cordycipitaceae. The record is from RefSeq and is a predicted model, not a curated record. The transcript has a single exon. Bases 1 to 177 code for a protein of 58 amino acids.
AUGCGGCGCGAGAAAACCAUUCGUAUCGGAAUACACGGCGCGAAGCAAAGGGCGGCGAUAAACGUCUGGCGAGAAAAUAAGGCAAUGCAAGCCCGCAUCGCCCACCCAUCCUACCCGCCGUCCGCCACCCGCAGAUGGCCAAGACAAGGCCCAGCUCGAACGAUUACGGGUGGGUAG